Aspergillus pseudotamarii is the source of this 825-nucleotide messenger RNA. RefSeq lists its product as uncharacterized. The record is from RefSeq and is a predicted model, not a curated record. NCBI's taxonomy places the organism in Eukaryota, Fungi, Ascomycota, Eurotiomycetes, Eurotiales, Aspergillaceae. The annotation marks the transcript as partial. The transcript has a single exon.
CCAGGUGUUCAACCUGUCUUCCCUCAACCGGGUGGUAGCCAGCAACCUGCUUUCCCUCAGCCAGGUGAUGGUAGCAGUCCGCAGCCUGUCUUUCCUCAGCCAUCGGGCCAACCUGCUUUCCCUCAGCCAGGUGGUGGUAGCCAGCAGCCUGUUCCAACUCCCGCUGACCAAGAAUAUGUGACGACGCCUAAAUGUCCAGAGGGCAAUGACAAAGUUUAUCCUGCACCGGAUGGUGGCUUCUUCAAACUACAAUGCAGUACCCAUGGCUGGUUCGGAACUCUUCAGUCGACGACCGCAGACACUUAUCAACAAUGUAUCGACAUUUGCAGUGCAACGGAUGGAUGCCUCGCCAUCAACUGGGACUCCGAUAAUGGCGCCUCAGCUAAUUCCAAGGGUUGUUCUCUGAUGAAGUCAGACAAGGCUGGAGAUACCCACUGCCUCAACCACGACUUUGCGUACUCGGUACCUCCGCCCACUAUUCCCCAGACAACGGAGCUAGUACCCCAAUGCACAACCGAAUGUCCUGGGGCGAAUCAUCGCCAAUACACUAGUCCCAAUGGAGAAGUCUUCAAGAUGAAUUGCGGCAAGCGUCAUGGCGCAGAGUACCUCACCACCCUGGACACAGGGUCCCUGAAAGAGUGCAUGGAUGCCUGCUCCGAAUUGGUUCCCUGCCACAGCGUCGACUACCAUGUCCGUUCGAAGAAGUGCUACCUCUCUAAUCAUCAGGGAGAGCCUAUCAUCGACGCUCCGGGAUUCAACAGCGCGUACAGCAUUGGCUGUGCUGGGGCUUGUGAUGACAAGUCCUGUGGUUGCAAGGAUGCGUGA